AUGGCAGAGGGGAAGAUAGUAUACCAUGGCCCCUGCAGUCAAGCACUCCAGUUCUUUAAGGAUUGCGGUUUCUGGUGCCCUGAAAGAAAAGGAGUGGCAGACUUUCUUCAAGAGAUAACCUCUAAGAAGGAUCAAAGGCAAUACUGGUACCGCACGGAUAUUCCUUACAGUUAUGUUUCAGUGGAUGAGUUCUCUCAAAUUUUCAAAACAAGCUACUGGGGAAGAAUGUUAGUUGAUGAGCUCUCACAACCAUAUGAUAAAUCUCAAUCCCAUGAAAGUUCUUUAUCAUAUAGCAAGUACUCCUUAGGAAAAUGGGAUUUGUUUGAAGCUUGUAUGAAGAGGGAGAUUCUUCUCAUGAAACGAAACUCGUUUAUCUAUAUAUUCAAAACUGUGCAGCUUACAAUCACUGCAACCAUAACAAUGACGGUCUUUUUGCGCAGACAACUUGACGUGGACUUGUUAGGAUCAAACUAUUUAUUAGGUUCACUGUACUAUACACUUGUACGCCUAAUGACAAAUGGAGUUGCCGAGUUGAUAAUGACUAUUACUAGACUACCCGUUGUUUAUAAGCAGAAAGCAUUAUAUCUCUAUCCAGCUUGGGCUUACUGUCUUCCAGCUGCCAUACUAAAGAUUCCAUUUUCAGUCCUUGAUUCUCUUGUUUGGACAUCAAUAACAUAUUAUGUUAUAGGCUACAGCCCAGAAAUAACAAGGUUCCUCCGCCAGUUCCUUUUGCUUAUCGCUCUGCACAUGUCAUCAACCUCUAUGUGUCGUUCCCUUGCUGCAGUUUUUAAAACUGAUGUUGCAGCUACAACUGUUGGUUCUUUGGUCUUAGUACUCAUGUUCUUGUUUGGAGGCUUUAUUCUUCCUCGACCAUCAUUACCAAAGUGGUUGAGGUGGGGUUUUUGGCUUUCUCCCAUGUCAUAUGGGGAAAUAGGAAUAACACUCAAUGAAUUUCUUGCUCCUCGUUGGCAAAAGAUUCAAGAGGGAAACAUCACUGUUGGAAGAGAGGUUCUCAAGAGUCGUGGUUUAGACUUUGAUAGCAACUUUUUUUGGAUAUCAAUUGCAGCAUUACUUGGUUUCGCAGUAGUAUUUGAUAUCCUAUUUGUUGUAGCAUUAACUUACUUAAAAGAAAUGGUUGAAAAGGAGGAAAGUGAUACAGAAGCUUUUAAAGUUUUUUUUGGAAAGGAGUGUCCAGGCAGGGUACGCUGUUAUGGGAGAAACAUAACUAAAACUUCCUUAAAGAGAAAGACAGAGAUUAAUGCUUUGAAACAAGCCCACAGUGAAGAGGUCUCUACAUUAAGGGACGAGUUUCAAGAUAAUAUUGAUAGAUUGCAAAAUGCUUUUAAGACCGUAAUACAACAAUGCAAUCCUCAAAUUAAUAUAGAGUCAAUUGAAGAUUUGUUAGGAUUAUCUCAUGGAGAUGCUAAUAGUUCCCCAAAGGAUAUAAGACCGCAAAUGCAUUCAUCUACAUCAACUCAUGCUCCAUGUCAUGGAAAGCAAUGUAUCAAUGAAGAUGUUGAAAAGGACGAUAUAAAUGAUGAAAUUCAAGAGGACGACAUAAAUGAUAAAAUUCAAGAGGACGACCUAAAUGAUAAAAUUCAAGAGGACGACGUAGAUGACGAAUUUCAAGAGGACGACAUAGAUCUAGAUGAUGAAUUUCAAGAGGAGGAUAUAGAUGGUGAAUUUCAAGAGGACGACGUAGAUGAAGAAUUUAUGGAGGAUGACAUAUCUAACGAAUUUCAAGAGGACGAUCUGGAUGCUUUACUCCUAGAAGACAAACUUGAAUGA
This is a messenger RNA of Vicia faba (fava bean), 1788 nucleotides long. Lineage: Eukaryota; Viridiplantae; Streptophyta; Magnoliopsida; Fabales; Fabaceae. The record is from the annotation of a GenBank genome assembly.